Molecule: messenger RNA, 1065 nt
Organism: Gymnodraco acuticeps
Lineage: Eukaryota; Metazoa; Chordata; Actinopteri; Perciformes; Bathydraconidae
Product: gastrin-releasing peptide receptor-like
Exons: 3
Coding region: 1-1065 (354 amino acids)
Biological process (GO): G protein-coupled receptor signaling pathway
Cellular component (GO): membrane
Molecular function (GO): G protein-coupled peptide receptor activity
Source: RefSeq, a predicted model, not a curated record
AUGUCUCUGGAGGGUUCACUCUUCACAGCCCCAGAGGACAGCGGGGAUCCGGUCCUGAAUGUCUCCACAUGGGAGCAGCACCAGUACCAUAUCUGGCUCCCUGGCAUCGGGAUCGCUGCUGUCUACGGGAUCAUCAUUUUCGUGGGUCUGGUGGGGAAUGUCACGUUAAUGAGGACGUGUCUGAUGGUGAAGUCCAUGCGCACGGUGCCCAACUUGUUCCUAUCCAGCCUGGCUCUGGGGGACGUGCUGCUGCUGCUGACCUGCGCCCCGGUGGACGCCAGCCGGUACCUGGUGGACGAGUGGCUGUUUGGCCGCGUUGGAUGCAAACUGAUCCCGUUCAUCCAGCUCAGCUCGGUGGGAGUCUCCGUGUUCACCCUCACUGCUCUCUCCGCUGACCGGUACAGAGCUAUAGUCAGACCUCUGGACAUCCACAGGUCCAGCGCUACUCGGAGUAUCUGUCUCCGAGCGGGGGCUAUCUGGCUGCUCUCGAUGAGCCUGGCCAUCCCUGAGGCUGUGUUUUCCGACCUGCACACCUUCACCACCAGCCACACCAACGAGACAUUUGUGACCUGUGCCCCUUACCCCAGCGCGGGGGAGCUGCACCCCAAAAUCCACUCCACUGCCUUCUUCCUCAUCUUCUACAUCAUCCCACUCUUCACCAUAUCUGUUUACUACUGCUUCAUUGCUCACAGUCUGGUCAGGAGCUCCGUGGAAAUCCCUGCUGAAGGAAACCUGCACCUCCAGAAACAGAUCAAGUCCAGAAAGCGUCUGGCCAAAACGGUGCUGGUGUUUGUCGGCUUGUUUGCCGUCUGUUGGCUGCCAAGUCACGUGCUCUACCUGUACCGCUCCUACCACUACGACCUGGUGGACACCUCGCUGGGCCACUUCAUCGCCAGUGUGUGCGCUCGCAUUUUGGCUUUCACCAACUCCUGUGUGAACCCAUUUGCCCUCUACCUGAUGAGCAAAAGCUUCAGAAAACACUUCAACAAGCAGCUCCUGUGCUGCACUUCCCCCAGCCGCUUCAACAGUCAAAACAGUGGAAGCACCAACAUCACCACCGUCUGA